AUGUGCACGGGGGAUAACCUGGACACCGCCGUGGCGAUUGCGCGGCAGUGUGGGAUUUUCAACCGCGCCCGUGGCGAUCUCGCGAUGACCGGGCGCGAGUUCCGCGAUCUCGUCUACGACGCCUACGGCGACGAGGCUCGGAUGCAGCGGUUUUGGUUGGUGCUCGACCACAUGACGGUGAUGGCGCGCUCGCAGCCGCUGGAUAAGCAGCUCCUCGUGUUGAUGCUGAUGAUGCGCGGCGAGAUCGUCGCGGUGACGGGCGACGGCACCAACGACGCCCCGGCGCUGCGGCUCGCGAAUGUCGGGUUUGUGAUGCGCAGCGGCACGGACGUCGCCGUGAAGGCCGCCGAUAUCGUCCUCCUCGAUGACAACUUCCGCUCCGUCCAGCGCGCGGUCGUCUGGGGGCGAUGCGUUAACGAUAACAUCCGGAAAUUCCUCCAGCUCCAGCUCACCGUGAACUACGUCUCGGUGGUGCUCAUCUUCGUCGGCUGCAUCGUUGCCGCGGGGAACUCGUCGCCGCUGUCGACGGUGCAGCUGCUGUGGUUGAAUCUGAUCAUGGAUACCCUCGCGGCGCUCGCGCUCGCGACGGAGAAGCCGAGCGAAGAAUGCCUCCGACGCCCGCCUAUCGGCCGCGGGGAGCCCCUGAUUUCCUACCGCAUGCACCUGACGAUUGGCGUCGCCACGCUUUACAUGCUCGUCAUCGCGCUCUGCGCGGAGCACCUCCCAAGUUCGUGGAUGCGGCUCGGCGCGCCCGGCAGCCGGGAGAAUCAGACCAUCGUUUUCAACCUGAUCGUGCUCUGCACGAUCGCGCAUAUGGUGAGCUCCCGUAAGCUCUACAACGAGUUGAAUCUUUUUGAGGGGUUUAAGCGCUCGAAGCCUUUUAUUUUCGUGAUCAUCUCCUGCGUGUGCUUCCAGGUCCUCGCGGUGGAGACGUUUGGGGAUUUCAUGCAGACCGUUCCGUUGAGUAUCUACCAGUGGCUCCUGUGCAUCGUGCUGGCGGUGUUGCUGAUGGUGUUGACGACCUUAUCACGUCUCAUCCCGCUGCGGGCGCCCGCCUACACCUCGACGUUCGAUUCCUCCUGCCUCGAUGCCGAUGCGAGGCGGUCGCUUGAUAAGCUCUGCCUGGCGGUCGAGAAGGCUCGUAAGGGUGCGUCGUAUUAUAGCGGUAGGUGCUUGGACGAUGCAUCGCGGCUGCGCGCACAGGCGCUUUGGGAUAAGGUCCAUCGGCAUCAUAUUUAUGGGAAUAGAAUCAUCAAAAUGUUUCGUGGCUCGUGCAUGAGGCGGAUGAACGCAGAGAAGGGUAUGUUGUAA
Messenger RNA from Phytomonas sp. EM1, 1311 nucleotides. NCBI's taxonomy places the organism in Eukaryota, Euglenozoa, Kinetoplastea, Trypanosomatida, Trypanosomatidae. The record is from the annotation of a GenBank genome assembly.